Candoia aspera is the source of this 3335-nucleotide messenger RNA. It is a transcript of the gene SPATA1, whose product is annotated as spermatogenesis associated 1. The transcript is spliced from 13 exons. NCBI's taxonomy places the organism in Eukaryota, Metazoa, Chordata, Lepidosauria, Squamata, Candoiidae. The record is from RefSeq and is a predicted model, not a curated record. The coding region runs from base 820 to 2646 and encodes 608 amino acids.
UAGUCCCUACCUGAACUGCUUCCUGGAACCAGUUAAAAAGAGAGCUGAUCCAGAGAGUGUUUGGGAUUUUGGUUUACUGCAUAUGUUUUUAGGAAUGUAUGUAUGCAUUGUAAUGCUGACUGUGGAUGUUUUAAUGGUGGUUUUAUUCCUGUAAUCUGCUAAGAGUCCUGCAGGAGUCUGGUGGGGUAUUAAAUAAACAAACAAGCACAAGCUGAGCAUGUUGUAUGAACCAGAAUAUUGUGUUUAAGGCUGGCUGAUAUUCACCCCUGUCUGGUCAAAUAUACAUUUUAAGGUAGAUAUAAGGCCCAUUUUAGUCAAUGUGCAAUAAAGCAGAUAUAAUUACUGCUGCUGUUGAAGGGAAACAAACAGGAAAAGAAGCAGUCCGAUCCUUAAUUCUUCAUAGUACUAAGUAAAUAUUUACAUGAACUUCUGAUCAAAGCCUUACAUUCCCUAAAUUGCACUGCCCAAGUUAUGGAAUACAUGUUGAAACACGUAUCUCCAUGUAAGCAAUAUUAAGUAAAGCAGACUUUGAUUACUGCAGCAAAUCGCAGGUGCACAGUCCUGGCUAAGUACUUCAUUGUGUUACUAAGGUGAUUUUACUUAUACAGAGGGAGUGGUCACCUCAAAGGUGGUUCAGCUCUUAUUAGCAAAUGUUUGGAUCCUUUCACUUAAUUUUCAGGUUAACAAGAAAGAAAGUCUUUUCCUGCCCUGAAGCUGUCCCUGUUUUACAUUCAACAUUUGCAGGAUAUGGAAACAAUUCUAAAAUGUGGAAUAUUGCAUCUUAAAUACCUGCAGGAUUUAUCAAUACAGUGUUAAAUAAUGCUUGGGUUUAAAUAUGUGAUUAAAAAACAGCUAAUAUCCAGAAUUCUGUAUAAAGCAAAAAAGACAUCAAGGAAUAUGCUGUCCAAUCAAAUCAGACCACGUACAUCAGAGCUUUUAGAGCUUCAUGUAUUUUAUGUUCCGGAAGAAGUGUGGAAUUUCAAGUUGAAUACAAUUCCUGUAGAAGUGAUAAGCAAAUUCUUUUCAGCUGGAUUUAUAAGGGUGUCACCUCAUAUGACAUUGAAAACAUUAAGAGAACACCUUGGAGAGUACCUUGGUGACGAUACAGUAGUAGAUAAGUAUAUCUUUCUAAAAUGUAUUGGAGAGAGACUUGUGGUGGUGAAAGCAAAACAAGAGAUGGAGCUGAAGCUCAAAUCAUUUGCUCCUCCAUAUGCAUUUCAUCCAGAACUGUAUCUGUUACCAGGAAUAGAAAGUAUUUAUUCAUCUUCUUCAUCAACUCCAGAGAAACACCAUAAUAAUCCAGAAUAUGUGCUUACAUAUGCAUCAUAUGAAAGACCACAUAGUUUAAUUUCUCCAAAUCCUGAUGAUGAUCCAAACCCAACAAUGCUGGAUAGCUCCUUCAAAAACAAUCUCAGUCAAACUCGGAAAAAAGCUAAUUUUUCUGGAUGGAAUGAAAAGGAAACUAUUCCAGUUCUGCAAAGGAAGCAAAGCUUUGAGCAAGAAAAGAAUGAAAGUAUUCAAGGAAAAAAUAGUUCACAGCAAAGGAAAGGCAAAAUCAGUUGUAACAUCAACAAAACAGAAUCUGUUCCAUCGUCAGGUUCUUCAGAACAGCACCCUGCAAAGAAACUGGCAUCAGUGAAAAUGCAUCAGAAGACUCUCAGCCCAACCCCAGAAAGGCAUGAUAUUCCAGGAAAGGUUGAAAAAUACAAAAAGAAGGUUGCAUCUCCAAAGAUAGAUCAGAACCAUGAAAAGGAGGAAAGCAACCAGUUUCCAUUAAAUCACACCCCACAGAACACAAAAGAUGCAGAAGAGGUUUCUCUCAUGUUGGACACAAAUACACAAAAUGGAGGGAAUUUAACAGGGAUUGGAAUGAGAAGGCAUACGACUGCUGAUUCUGGAAUCCCCGAAUCCUUGGAAGACCGAGACAUGGAAUACUCACCCAAUAAGCGGAGCCAACAGCAUCCUGGAAUUACCAAGACUGUUGCAGACCCUGCUGAUGUGCAGAAUAAUCAGACCAAUGGGAAUAACCUAAAUGACUCUGCAUAUCCAAGUCAGUAUCUUUCCCCUCCUACUCCACCUCUUCUGGCUGUCUCAGUACAUAGAGCUCAACUUCCUCACAAAGGUUUUCCAACAGAAGGCAAUGAAUUAAAUAAGCAGCUGCAACAUUCCAAGACAGAAAGAAAGCAUCUGGAAAAGACUAGAGAGGAACUGGUUAAAAAAGUGAAAACUUUGAUUGAACAGCACAAGCUCAGGAGAUGCUAUGCCCGUGAUUCCUGGAAAAAAAAAUAUUUUGAAAUGAAGAAAGUCACAAUUUCCUCAGAGGAAGUUUUAAAUAAAUUGCAAGAAAAUUUAGAACUUCACCACCAAAAAUUAUUGAGGCAGCUAGAAGCUAGAGAUACCAAGAAAAAACGAAAUAAUUUAAGACAAACCACCAAUUCAAAGAAUAAUGUAAUAAUCCAGAUUACAACUCUGCAGCAUGAGAUUGACCAGCUAAAGAGAAAGCUAGAUAAUGCCAAAAUGAAGCUUGUCAUAGAAAUCAAGUUGAAAAAACAGGCAACUUCUGAUUUACAAGCACUGAAGGCAGAACUGGUACACAAGAAGGUUCAGUCAUCUUUAAGAUUCCAGUCUGGAAAGCAAAUAUUUUAGCUAACCUUGUAAAUGAAAUUCUUCGCUCUACAGCUGCUCAAAAACCUAUUUAUUUUGGUUAAAUUUUGAUUAAACAUAGCAAAGCUUGUAUGUAUCAAAAAACUGUUCAUUGCUAGACCAAUAGUUGGUUCUACUGUUCAUGUGGCAUUAGCACUCCAAAACAGCAAUAACAUCCUAGUUGUGUCCAUUGCAACAGCAUUCUUGAUGGAAGGAGAAAGCCUCGCUAUAAAGAAUAACCUUUGGGGGGCAUGGUGAAGAACAACCUUGGGGGGGAUGGUGAAGAAGUGCCUUUAAGCCCUAAUCUUCCACCUGCAUAUCAUCUCUUGGGGUAGAAUGACUUUUGUAUAUUUAACUCUACAGUUUGCUGUAGUUGCAGCAUACUUGGGUUGGAAAGAACAAUAUCUACCUAAAGAUAUAAUUAUUAGUAAAUAUCCUCUAUUACUCAUUGCAAAUCUAAGAUUUUGCAAACAAAAAUUUUAGUUUAGGAUUCCCUGAUCUCCUUUCAGUUGUGUGUGUGUGUGUGUGUGUGUGUUUUACUGUAAGCCAGAGUCAAGUACCUUUGAUACUCUGUAUUACUUAGUUGUGUCAAGUAUACCAAUAAACAUUUUAUUACUGUACAAAAACCAGUAACUACAUACAGUAAACAUGUAUUUUCAGUUUUGUUUCCUGGUAUAGCUGAGUGAACAAAU